UUCAAACCAAGCUGAAGAUAAGUCAUGUCCAAGCUACCUCAGGAUCUCAUUGUCGAAAUAUUCUCUAGGCUACCAGUCAAGCCUCUGAUUCGAUUUAAAUGCCUGAGCAAAACAUGGCGCUCAAUGAUCUCCGAUCCUGAAUUCGCCAAGCUCCAGCUCAAUAGAGCAAAGGAGAACCACAACAACUUUAGUUGCCAGAAACUCCUCCUGUCAACUUGGCCUCCUCAAUCUGUAGACUACGAGGCAUUCUGUGAUGGUAAUGUCAGAAUCCUCAGUUAUCCUGCUAUAGUGAAAGGUCCUCUUGACAACUUUUACGUUGGAAUUCUGGGAUCCUGUAAUGGCCUGGUUUAUUUACUCGAUGAUUAUGGCAGCAUGUUCUUGUGGAAUCCGACAACCGGAGACUACAGGGAAUUGCCAAACCCCAAUGGUGCAAUCUAUCGUAUGUUCCGCUAUGGACUCGGUUACAAUUUCUCUACUGAUGAUUAUGGAGUAUUAUUUGCCAGCCAGUUUACUGCUAAUGAUUCUAAAGAAACUAUAGUUGAACUUUACACAUUAAAAACUGGCGCCUGGAGAAGAAUUAAAGAGAUUGAUGCAGUUUCUCAAUCAUAUGGAGGAUAUGGAAUUUUUUGGAAUGGAGCUCUAUAUUGGUUGGAAACAAAAAGAAGUGAUCUUCAUCAAGUUUAUGUAAUUGUUGCAUUUGACAUGGUGGAGGAGAAAUUCCAGGAAGUCCUGCCACUACCGGACCAUUUCAACUCCAAUUGUAUUGUAAGUUUGGGGGCGUCAGGAAAUCGGCUGUGUAUAUUUUGUGAAUGCAGAGGAACCAGUUUUGAGGCGUUGGUAUUGAAUGUGAAUGGCAUUGAAGCAUCUUUGACCAGAUUGUUCAGUUUCCCACAUCACAAAUUUCCUGGAUAUGGAAAUAAUGCUUUGUGCUUGACAGAGAAUGGAGAAGUUUUAAUGGACUGUGAUGGAUGGGAAAUAUACUUGUACAACCCAAAACAAGGUACAAUGCAGAGACUUCAAGUAAUGAAUUAUAGAGAUUCAGAGUCAGAGCUAUAUAUAGAAAGUCUAGUUUCACCCAAUAAUUAA
Molecule: messenger RNA, 1086 nt
Organism: Hevea brasiliensis (rubber tree)
Lineage: Eukaryota; Viridiplantae; Streptophyta; Magnoliopsida; Malpighiales; Euphorbiaceae
Product: F-box/kelch-repeat protein At3g06240-like
Exons: 1
Coding region: 25-1086 (353 amino acids)
Molecular function (GO): protein binding
Source: RefSeq, a predicted model, not a curated record